AUGUCCAAACAAGAAGAUGAACAAGUCCAGCGCCCGGAGAGGACAGAGGAGGAGAUGACAGAGGGAAGGAACAGACUGGGACGGACCGGAGCAGCCAAAAGCAAAACGUUUGAGGUCAUGGAGGAGUGUGAGAAAAUGGGUAAAACGGCGCCCUCUGUGUUCAGUCAGGUUCGUUCGGGAACAGAGACGGUUCUCUCCGGACGCUCAGCUCCACGACCGAAGAAGUAG
Messenger RNA from Knipowitschia caucasica, 228 nucleotides. The record is from the annotation of a GenBank genome assembly. NCBI's taxonomy places the organism in Eukaryota, Metazoa, Chordata, Actinopteri, Gobiiformes, Gobiidae.